GCGGGGACACGGAGGUACUCGCGUCGUGCUUAUGAGACGAAACCGGGCUGAAGAUGCCUAAGCAGAAGAGUCGAAAAUUUUAGGUUGCUAUGUCACUAGUAAGAUGGGUACCCCGUGGAAAAGCGCCGCUCAAUGUUGUGAUGCUCAUACAUUAUGUCCGUUGUCCCUUGACGAGUGGACUAGCGGAUGACGCGCCCGUCAACACAAUUCCAGCCGAGAUAUCUCCGCCCUUCAUGCCUGAGGAGGUUAGGUCCAUCUGCAAGGGGCGAUUAUGGCCAGUAUGGCUAAAUAUCAGUGAUAUGAUAUACCUAAACAAGGCUGUACUGGCUCAUAAGCACGAUGAAAUUGCGGUCUCCACCAUCGUAAAGCCGGUCCAACAAGCUGCGGUAUUCAAUUAGUAUAGGGAAAUCUCCAAUGAUCAUUCCUUCAUUGCUAACAAAAUAUACAAUGUCUGCUUCUAAGAGUCAUGACGUAAGCAAUGUGCAUGCUUCCAGGUCCGCCGCUUCCUGCCGCCCAUAUAGAGUAAAAUGAUGUGAUAGACGGGAGUACGACUUAACUCCACAAUUCCACGUAUGCGCCGGAUAAAAGA
Molecule: messenger RNA, 589 nt
Organism: Pseudovirgaria hyperparasitica
Lineage: Eukaryota; Fungi; Ascomycota; Dothideomycetes; Acrospermales; Acrospermaceae
Exons: 1
Coding region: 90-398 (102 amino acids)
Source: RefSeq, a predicted model, not a curated record